AUGUGCCGAUUUGUCAGGGCGUGUCGAGCGGUGGGUUGGCUCGCGUCUGACUGUGCGCGCCCCGAACACGGCUCGCGAAGGCAACCUCCGCUUAUCUCAGCCAGCGAUGGCAUUACGAUUCCCGCCGGCUUGAUCUUCCCUCUCCAUCCUCUCUCUGACGCGCAACACUUCGGCCCAUCGGCCUCUCGUCCCCCGCGGCUCCCCGGCCGUCCUCGGCACCCUCUCGUCUCACUGACUCACCCCCGACCUCACCCACUCGCGGUGCGCACAGUCGGCCACAACUCGCAGCCGCAAGCUCUUCCAUCGAUAACGAACAAGGCAGCCAACCGACGUCGCCACACCACGCCACUGCCGUGCCGUGUGCGCCGAAUAGGAAUUCCGAGUGCCACUUCCACGCCCGCGCGCUUCCUCGUCUCGACACGGCUCCUCUCCGAGAUCCAUGUAGCACAGACGACGUGCCACCUGCGCGUUCCAGGAUUCUAUGGAAUCCAUGCCAAGCGAGACGCCUCGCGCCGUCCUUCUCGCGGCAUGGGUCCUCCCCGGCCGCGCUUCCGAUCACCAGACACGGCGUACGAAUAUCCCAACCUCAGUCCCCGAGUGGCGCCAGUCCUCGGAGCCCAAUCCACCGAAAUCAGUUCAAAUCCGAUUUUCAAGCCCCAAGCGGCCCCAAGCCUCCCCGUCACUGCCCACAAGCCGCCCGCUCGCCGCUUGGCUACGGCGCUCUCCUUUCACCUGACUUCCUCUUCAGGCGCGAUCACUGUCGAUUUUGAUAGCUACCGAUACUACAACUGUACUGGUGUCCUAUCAGUCGUGAUUAUUAUUCACAUCGUUUGCCGCAUUAGUCGCGCAACUAGUUGUGCUCCCCUGGUGACGGACUCCGGCGCGCUCAUCAUCCUGCGCCGGGCGACAAUGUCCAAAUCGCACCAUGACUGGACCAGUUACAGCGCCUGUGAAAGCGCAGGAUCGUAUCACAGCGUAUCACCGUACACCGCCUCGGAAUAUACUACUAGGUGUCCCUGA
Molecule: messenger RNA, 1020 nt
Organism: Heterobasidion irregulare TC 32-1
Lineage: Eukaryota; Fungi; Basidiomycota; Agaricomycetes; Russulales; Bondarzewiaceae
Exons: 1
Coding region: 1-1020 (339 amino acids)
Source: RefSeq, a predicted model, not a curated record